AUGCAAGAAGCCCAGAAUGGGAAAGAACCGGAGGAAGAGGAAGAGUUGGAGGGACUGGAAGAUGUCAACAAGGCACUAAUAAGGAAACACCAGCUUCCACUCUCGGCACAGUCAGCCUUCAGCUACAUCCCGCCUCGACGCAAGGACCCUCCUGAGCUUAGUUAUUUUUACCAGGAGAGAAAGGUAUGUCCAGAAAUUUUGUGCGAUAAUUGGGAGGAGGGGUCAAAGCAUCCAAGACAGGUGUUUCGGCAAUCACAUCUCAAAAUAUUCUUACAGGAAAAGAAAAGGCCUAUAGCCAUCUUGUCUUCUUCUGAAUAUGGGCGGCAUAUAAACAAACCAGUGGAACAGCUAAUCCGAGACUACGUGCGCAUUAAUCACGUAAAGACAGAGUUCUACAGAAAAAAUGGAAUAGCCUGCUUGAUAGAAAAAUGAAUCCAGCUUAAGAAUCUACUGUUGAUAGAUAACUAACAGCAAGAUGGUAUCAAAUUCCUGUAGUGUCCUGCUUGGAUUUACAGUGCAAAUGUAACAUUACAAUAUCUUUCUAUAUAUUUAUUGCUGGGGUUUUAGCUAAAACCAGGUUUAGGUCCUUAAAGGCAUAGUGAUACUUGUGUGACCUCCAGUUUAUACUUGUACUCGCCUCUCCAUUUUUUCUCCUGGAAAAAUUGUGCAAAGAUUUCACCAGAAAAGAGGCUUGACACUCUUAACACACUGAAGUAGCCAUGUAUUAAUCUGAAAACAAUCACCUCUGUCAUUUCUUGUUUGUUUAUGAU
Messenger RNA from Notechis scutatus (mainland tiger snake), 770 nucleotides. The record is from RefSeq and is a predicted model, not a curated record. Lineage: Eukaryota; Metazoa; Chordata; Lepidosauria; Squamata; Elapidae.